Messenger RNA from Peronospora matthiolae, 1218 nucleotides. NCBI's taxonomy places the organism in Eukaryota, Oomycota, Peronosporomycetes, Peronosporales, Peronosporaceae. The record is from the annotation of a GenBank genome assembly.
AUGGACACCACUUCGCAACGAGGUGCCAGUCCUGCUGUCGGCACGUCGCAGGAAGAGCGGGACCGCAAUGUCUUGCGUCUCGCUUGUGAGAAGAAGGCAUGGAUGCCUCCCAAAUCUGUCAUGGAUCACUUGUCGGCGACGACGAGUGAUCGUUAUCGAACACGAUUGUUCGAUUCGUCAAGGAUCCAUCACCUUGACCCCAGCGCGAAAAACUAUCGCGCUGAACAUGAAUUCUUCAUCGAUGCUUUCUUUAGACAUCGAUGGUACAGUGGGAAUCACAAACGUGAUGGUCCCUCACUACUUCAGGCGUGGAACGCCUACAUCCAUAACCUCGAGGAUGUAGGUCGUGACGCUUGGAACGACAAACUUAUCAAAGCUCGUGAUAAGUUUGAAAAGCGAACCCCUACAGGUGCACGCUACAAGCUGCAUCGUCUGUCAAGGGAGAAAGGAUUACCCUGCCUCUCUUGGGGAGACUCGUGCCCAUGUUGUGUGAACAACUCUGCACGAGCACCUAAGGAGGCUUACCUCCUUACCAGCCCGUGGUGGCGCGUACGUGUCUCUACUGAGAUGUACGAAGGGAUUGACAACCUGAAAUCCCUUUACGACCGUGCCGGGAAGACUUUCUCCGGCGGUCCUUCUGCGGCACAGGAUGUGCCGCGUCGUACUGCUCAACCAGACCCAGCACGUCGAUCAUCAGUUGGGAGCGAGGCUUCCAAGAAUCCCAGGACGGGGGAUAACCGCGCCACCGGACGAGAUAACUCGUCCGACGUCCGUUCACGUCGCGAUGGUUCAACAGCUGCUCAACUAGAUAGCGCUGGCCACCGCGAGAGUCCUCUAAUGGAGGUGGAUGACGAGGAAAGACGCUCUCCACACGAUCGUUGGGAAGCGUGUGUUCCCGAGAGCCUCUUUGAUCGCGUAACGCAAGGGUUACGCGACGAUCUCGAGCAUGAGCGGAAUAGGCGUCUCCAAAUGGCGGACACUGCCUCGAAGCAUCGAGCUGAGUUUGCCUUUGCUCAGCUUGAGAACGAGAGAUCUCUAACAUCUCUUCGUGACGAGCUAAGGGUAGCUCGUGGGAUUGCUGAUCGGUCUCGGGAUGAGAUAGCUGCUCUUCAGACCCUUGUUGAUGCCCACCAUCGGGAGCACAAGGCUCUCUGCGAGAUGCUUGAACGCAAGGGCGUUCUUCAUCGGAAGAAACAGCGUACUGAUGGUACGGCUUAA